Messenger RNA from Ziziphus jujuba (common jujube), 2397 nucleotides. RefSeq lists its product as uncharacterized. The record is from RefSeq and is a predicted model, not a curated record. Bases 437 to 2344 code for a protein of 635 amino acids. Gene Ontology annotation, biological process: lipid catabolic process. The transcript has 7 exons. NCBI's taxonomy places the organism in Eukaryota, Viridiplantae, Streptophyta, Magnoliopsida, Rosales, Rhamnaceae.
CUUUUUAUUUAUUUAUUUAUUUUCAUUAAUUGCGUAAAACCACUCUCGGUAUUGUUUUGCUUUUCGAAUGACGAGUUUGCCCUGGGCUGUCUUAUCGAAAUUCCCGGGAUUACAGCGCUGAUAUACGUGUCCUUUUGCUUAGAAGGCGAGGACCUUUUUGAUAAUUAAGUUACGAAAGAUUAACUCCGUACUUCGUUCUUUAAUCUCUCUCCACUCUCUCAGUGUUCCCCAAAUCUAUCUUUUUCUUCUUCUUCGUCUUUUUUCUUCCUUUACGAUUCCUCGAAAACCUCAUAUUUCAGGCGGAUUUUGGAACGAUGGCGUUUUCUGGGGUUGGAAUUUUUCUGCGAUAAAGUUUGUUUCUUUUGCGGUUUAGGAGAAUAGAGAAAUUCUUUUUGAUGGUUGUUAGUUGAGGUCGGAUCGCCAUUCGCCACCUACGAUGGCGGCGGGGACAAUGGCUACCGCCGCCGGAGCUGCGGUGAUUCUGUACUACGUGUUGACUCGGAGAUUGUUGGCGAAAGGCGAUGACGACGAUCGGAGUGGAGGAAACUACUCGAAAUCGAGUAGUAGUAGAUCUUGGAGGAGGAGGAUUUCACGGCGACCUGCUCAGGCUCCGGCCACGUGGCUUGAGACUCUGACCACUUUGUCCGAGACUCUCAGGUUCACCUACGCCGAGACUUUGGGUAAAUGGCCGAUAGGCGACUUGGCAUUCGGCAUUAAUUAUCUUAUCCGGAGGCAGGGUAAUCUGCAAGUUGCCAGUGUAUAUGCUGGUACUGAUAGCGUAGAGCUCAAAGGCCCUGAAAUAAUUGCUGAACUGAAUUAUUUCUUGAGGCUGUUGAGUCUUUGUAUUCUUUUCUCAAAGAAGCCGUUCCUGGUGUUUUUAGAAUCCGCCGGCUACUCUCAAGAAGAUGUGCUCUUUCAGAAGCCCAAAGCUGGGCUUUUGAAGCCUGCUUUCACAAUUAUACGUGAUAAAGAUUCAAAAUGCUUCCUUUUAUUGAUUCGUGGAACCCAUAGCAUCAAAGAUACACUAACAGCAGCAACUGGUGCAGUGGUACCUUUCCACCAUUCUGUUUUGCAUGAUGGUGGGAUAAGCAAUUUGGUUCUCGGUUAUGCGCAUUGUGGGAUGGUUGCUGCUGCCCGUUGGAUUGCUAAGCUCAGCACUCCAUUCUUGCUUAAGGCUCUUGGUGACUGUCCUGACUACAAAGUUAAGGUCGUUGGGCAUUCGCUUGGUGGUGGUACAGCUGCACUACUUACAUAUAUUCUUCGAGAGCAAAAAGAAUUGUGGUCAAGCACUUGCAUUACAUUCGCCCCAGCUGCCUGUAUGACAUGGGAGUUGGCAGAAUCUGGCAAGCACUUCAUUACUACUAUUAUCAAUGGUGCUGAUCUGGUGCCUACAUUCUCGACAGCUUCUGUUGAUGACCUACGCUCUGAGGUCACAGCGUCAUCUUGGUUAAAUGAUUUGCGGGAUCAGGUUGAGCAUACUAGGAUACUAAAUGUGUUUUAUCGCUCUGCUACUGCUGUUGGAUCUCGCCUACCAUCCAUAGCUAGUGCAAAAGCCAGGGUUGCUGGUGCGGGUGCAAUCCUGCGGCCUGUUUCUAGCAGCACACAGGUUGUGAUGAAGCGUGCACAGAAUGUUGCUCAAGCAGUUGUUAGAACCCGCUCAUCUCUAUCAUCUUGGUCGUGCAUGGGUGCACGUCGUCGUAAUGUGGGUCCAUUAUUGAACUCUAAAGAAGAUGCUUUGCAUGAAGAUUGUCUGGUAUCUGAAAAACCUUCUGAAUCUCUCAAGGUUGAAGGAAUAACAGAAGAUGUUGUUCUGAGCAAAGUUGAAUGUAGUUCUUCUAGUGGUGGAUCAGGGCAUGAUGAUACAGAUGAAGAAGAGCAUCUUAUUCCAGUAGAAGUUGUCACUACUGCAACCACUGCAGAAGACAUUACAGAAGGCGAGUUGUGGUAUGAACUGGAGAAAGAGCUGAAGAGACAAGAGACUGAGGUAGACAUCAAGGCCCAGGAAGAAGAAGCAGCGGCUGCAAAAGAAAUAACUGAAGAGGAAAAUCUCCUUACUGAUGCGGCUGAAAGCGACAAACCAAUCUCUUCAAUGGAUGCAACAGAGAACCACCACUUCUAUCCCCCUGGUAGAAUCAUGCACAUUAUUUCUGUCCCUUCCUCUGAUACUGUCAAUUUAGAUACUGAUGGACCUAAUGAAGAACAUGUUGGUAUAUACGAGACACCUAGAGAAUUGUACAGUAAGCUCCGACUUUCAAAAACAAUGAUCAAUGAUCAUUAUAUGCCUAUGUAUAAGAAGAUGAUCGAAUUGUUAAUCAUGGAACUCGAAAAUCGUGAUCAAUGUUGAAAAGAACAAAAUUUAGUGAAAAAGAUAUAUAUAUUACUUGUCCUGUUCAGUUC